GAAGGAGGGGGCUGGAUCCUGUCCGGCUCGGAAGGGAAGACUCCGCUGAAGCAAGUGACGGAAAACGACUUUCUGGAGGGGAUCGGAGAGAGAAGGAUGCACGGUAACCUGGAGGACGAAGAGGUGUCAGAAUUUAUCUGUUUUCAUCUAAUUUGGAUGUAAUAACCCAUCUCUUUUGGCGAGCAGCAACAUGAUGUCAAAUAGAAGUAAUCCUGCUUACCACAGUCUUAGAACAGGCAGCUAAGAUAAAUAGCUUAUACAGAAAAUUUGUUUCUGGUGUACCACUAACAUCAUUGAUUUGGUGGCGUCUCAUCUCACACAGAUUCCAACAAGAUGUUGGAAGAAUAUGGCCAUAUGCAAAACCAGGUGGAAUUACAAAACACUAGUUUGGGAAAAGAAGUAGUUAUGAAUUCUCUUGAAACUGAUCUCCAGCAUAUAAUGGACAAACUCAGCCAGAAAAAAUACUCAUCAAGUCUGAAAUUAAAAACAAAUGAAGACUACUCUGGUUCUUAUUUAACUCUCUCCCAGCCUCUGGCACCUAAAUUGAGCCCUGCAUCCAGUGUUAAAAGUGUGCCAUCUGUUUCCAAAAUUCAGGGAAUCAAACCUUUGGCUUGUGAGAACUCUUAUCUUUCAGACAAAAAUGCCUCUCUAAAGCAUAUGGGCCCCAUUUCAGGCACAUUCUCAUCAUUAAGUGGGUGCAGCCUUGGAAAGAAAGACUUCGAUGUUUAUGCUACCAGAGAAAAUGAAAAACAGUUUGGACAUCUGAGUAAAUUUCCCUAUUCAAAGUACAGUCAGAAGAAUAAAUCUCAUGAUAGUGUCUAUUUCCCAGGAGCACUGGAUGGGUGGAAAAACUCUGGCUCUCUUCUUACAAUGUGGAAUGGGAAUUCAGGAAAUGAUAUCAUUAUUUCCCCAUUCGGCAGCUCUGGAGCUGCCAGUAUGCCCUCUAGUCCAAAACAAAGCAGGAAAAUGAAUAUACAUGACAUUAUGUCCAUUCAGGCUAGGUCAACUAAACAAAAGGAUUCAGCAAUGGAAGCUCAGGAGCCUAGAACCAGAAAAUAUCCGAGUGGGUCAUUGAGCCACAUGGGAGUUUAUAGUCGGUCAUUGCCCAGGCUUUAUAAAUCAACAGAAAGCCAACUCACACCACUGAGUUUACCACCCAGAAGCUCUUUGGGGAAUUCCAAAAGAAAAAAGACUAUUGAAAAAGACCCUCUACCUCAAAAUAUACUGGAUGCCGACAAUUACCUUCAUUUUUCUUCUUGCACUUCAGGAGUAUUGCCAUACUCAAACUUUCUACCUGAAGUGAAUUCCUAUGUAAAUUCAACUCUCAGUGUUCCUGCAAGCCCCCGGGUAGCUAGGAAAAUGCUUCUGGCAUCUACUUCCUCAUAUGCAUCUGAUGACUUUGAUAGGGUUGGAUUGUCAGGAACAAGCCCUAAUAAUUCAUUUAUUCUCGUUGAUGCCGAGAGAGGGUUUCCUGCAAGAAGAAGAAUUUCCAAUAGCUCUAUGGAGUUUGAUGAAACAGAUUUGGAAAGCCACAGGCAGACUCCUUCCAUGCGAGAGAGAAAGAGCAGCAUUAGUUCUGUUUCUGGAAGAGAAGACCUAAUGGACUACCAUAGGAGGCAAAGAGAAGAAAGGCUGAAAGAACAGGAAAUGGAGAGACUGGAGCGCCAGAGACUAGAGACCAUUCUUAAUCUGUGUGCAGAAUAUUCCAAGCCUGACAAUGAACCUGCCACAGUCACUACCGUAGCGGAUGUUCAGAAAAUUAAUAAAGAACUUGAAAAACUCCAGUUGUCUGAUGAAGAUUCUGUCUUUGAAGACUCUCAGAUAAUAGCAGACUCAAGAUUCAGAGAUCUUUUGCAGCUUCCAGCUGAAGAUUCUGAUUUCUCUGAACUCGGUGAUCUUGGACAAAAUUCUAUGGGUUUCUUUUCCUCAAGAGGAAUCAGAACGAAUAAACAUUUAAAUGGCAACAGGACAAGUUCACCUUUAUCUUCUACUUUCCUGAAGGAUGUCACUGAAUCUCCCUAUCUAAGCAUUAUGUCAAAGUCACCAGAAUGCAUAAACAAUGAACAAAUAACAUCAGAACUUACUCAAAUGGAAGAACAGCGCAUUAUAAUACUAAAUAACCUGGAAGAACUUGAACAAAAGAUCAAAGAUUUAAAUGAUCAGAUGGAUGAAUCCUCCAGAGAGAUGGAUAUGGAAUGUGCUCUGUUGGAAGCAGAGCAGAAAUCUGAAACAGCUGAACUGCUGAAGGAGAAGGAAAUAGUAGAUCAUUUGAACAGGAAGAUAGCAGAGUUGGAGAGAAAUGUCAUUGGUGAAAAGGCCAAGGAAAAAAUAAAGCUUGAUGCUGAGAGGGAAAAACUAGAAAAGCUUCAGGAGCUUUACUCCGAGCAGAAGACUCAGCUUGAUAAUUGCCCCGAGUCCAUGAGGGAACAAUUACAGCAGCAGCUUAACAGGGAUGCAGACUUGUUGGAGGUAGAAAGCAAACAUUUUGAAGAUUUGGAAUUUCAGCAGCUUGAAAAUGAAAGCAGAUUAGAUGAAGAAAAGGAGAAUUUAACACAACAGCUUCUGCGUGAAGUUGCUGAAUAUCAGCGUAGCAUUGUCAGUAGAAAGGAAAAGGUUUCUGCUCUCAAAAAGCAAGCCAGUCACAUUGUACAACAAGCACAAAGAGAACAAGAUCAUUUUGUGAAAGAAAAAAACAAUUUACUAAUGAUGUUGCAGAGGGAGAAAGAAAAUCUUUGCAAUCUGGAAAAGAAGUAUUCCUCUCUAUCUGGAGGGAAAGGAUUUCCUCUGAGUCCCAGCAGUCUAAAAGAGGAUUUUGUGAAUGUAAAUGACAUUAGUGACCCGCAUGGCAAUUCCAUGAAUAUCUCCCCUUCUACUCAGCCCCCCUCUGCUGCUGAUGCUGCUCCCACUGAAUCUUCCACAUCUGGCCUGAUAAGCCAGUCACAAAAUAAAGAGCAUUUCCGAAAUUUGGAAGAGAGAAAGAAACAGCACAAAGAAGGCCUGUACAUGAGUGAUACUUUGCCUCGCAAGAAAACAGCUCCUCCCAUAUCACCUCAUUUCAGUAGUUCUACUCUUGGACGAAGCGUUAAAGGUCACCUGCCACUGGGACAAAGCAGUAGUUGUGGCAACAUACUUCCUCAUUGUUCAGGAUCUAUGACCAAAGAUUUGGAGACAAGGAGAACACAUAAAGGUAAAAGCAAAAAAGGUUAUAAUCAUCAGCACCUCCGUGAGGAUCAAAGCCAGAAGUCUCCUGAAUUCUACAGCAGAACUGCCUCAGAAUCAAAUGUGUAUCUGAAUACCUUUCAUUAUCCUAAUUCUAAUCUGAAAGACCACACCUUUGAUACGCUUAGUUUAGAUAGCUCGGACAGUAUGGAGACAAGUAUAUCUGCCUGUUCCCCAGAUAAUAUUUCCAGUGCCAGUACUGCAAAUGUGGCAAGAAUAGAAGAGAUGGAAAGACUUUUAAAACAAGCUCAUGCUGAGAAGACACGAUUGCUUGAAUCCAGGGAACGAGAAAUGGAAGUUAAAAAAAAGGCACUAGAAGAAGAAAAGCGUCGCAGAGAACAGUUAGAGAAAAGGUUACAAGAAGAAACUAGUCAUCGACAAAAACUAAUUGAAAAAGAAGUCAAGAUACGUGAAAAGCAGAGAAGCCAGUCUCGUCCCCUGACCCGUUAUUUGCCAGUCAGAAAGGAAGAUUUUGAUCUGCGUGGCCACAUAGAGACAGCUGGUCAUAAUAUAGAGACUUGUUACCAUGUCUCACUCACUGAGAAGACUUGCCGAGGCUUUCUUGUUAAGAUGGGAGGGAAAAUUAAAACCUGGAAAAAACGAUGGUUUGUGUUUGAUAGAAACAAGAGAACAUUUUCUUAUUAUGCAGACAAACAUGAAACUAAAUUAAAAGGAGUAAUUUAUUUCCAAGCCAUUGAAGAAGUCUAUUAUGAUCAUUUAAAGAAUGCUUGCAAGAGUCCUAACCCAUUGCUUACCUUCAGCGUUAAAACUCAUGACAGAAUAUAUUAUAUGGUGGCCCCAUCACCAGAAGCUAUGCGAAUAUGGAUGGAUGUAAUAGUUACAGGAGCAGAAGGUUACACACACUUCAUGUUGUAGUUAAUGUAAAGCAAAGUUUCAACAAUAGGGCAUAAUGCAAUAAUAGCUGUGUUUGUGAGGGUGGAAAGCCAUAUAUGGUCAUAUUUGACAAGUCAUAUGUAUAAAAUUCUAUUACUAGACCUAAUCUUAUAUCUCAAAAGGAAAUGCAUCAUAUGUAAGGCAACAUGAAAUUCUGGUGAGAUUGACUUUAUUUUGUUAUGUAUUAGAUUCAUUAGAUGUUGACACAACAGACAAAAUCCCCUCUAAAAGAUCAGAACCCUUCAAAAAUGAAUAACCGGAUAUUCAUAAGCCAAUUUCUGUGGCAUUUUCUUACAAGUUCUACCAGGCAAAACUUUCCUUAUGGAAAAAAUGCCAUUAAGUUAACAGUGUUGCUAUGCUUUUAAGUAUAGUAUUUUGUAUUAUGAAAGUGAGAAAGAAAGAUACGAUGCCUCUAUAUUUAAUGUACAGGGUUUAUGAACAAUUUUUUUGUUUUUUUCCUUCCAAGUAUUUUAUAGCAAAUUUUAAACUACUGUUUGCAGUGUUUUUUGUCUUAAAACACAACCAAAGAUUCAUACCCCCGUGUGUUGAGAUUUAAUUGUAUGUAAUAGAACCGUUUUUAAAUUCUUUUAUAUAUGCUAGUGUUUUAAAAUUUAUCUGUAUCUUUGAAAUGUUGGAUGUUAUUUUGAAUGUUAACAAAAAUGAUAUCUUUAGGUAUUUUAGCUUUUUUUUUAGAGGAUAGAAAUCAGAUAAAAAUCUAUAGUGAGCAAUCAUGUCUGUAUUUCUACUGAGGCUGUUGCUUAUUUUCUUAGCAAAUUACAACUUCUUUACAAGAGUAUUCCUUCACCAGUUACAGCGUAGUAGAAUUAAGAACCAUAAUUAAAAAGUCAUAACCAUGUAAGCACCUCCCCAAAUAACAUAUUUUUGUGCAUAAAAUGACAAGUCUUUGGAACAAGUAUUCACAACUUUUCCAUAUGAAAUAAAUGAUUGUAGUUAUAUUUGAAUGUAGUUUAAUAUUCUCCCAACCUAAAUUGGUUUAUAAACUAGAAUGAAGAAUUUCUUAGGAUAUACCAUUCUUAAGAUCAGUCAUGAAGAAAAGUCUUCAAAUCUUUCCUGAAUUAUAUUUCCAUUGAUGACGAAGCAUUUCUUUUUGGCACACAGACAUAUUUUGCAGCUAGUUUGAUAGGUGUCUGAAUAGAAGCCAGGAAAACUUACUUUGCAUCAUAAACAAAAUUGCAACAGUUCCAUUACACAUUCAUUUUACUGCUAUACUUCAGAUUUCAUAUUCUAGAUCACUCUUUAUGUUGUAACAUAAAAAAUUGUUUCACAAAUGUACUAAAGAAACUAUCACAAUAUUUAUCUUGAAUAAAGUGCAGUACAGUCCUUUCUGUUCCUUAUUAUGUCUGAAGAAAUGAUAUGGGACCAUAACUCAGUAACAGAGCCAUAUGCAUUAUGCAGAUACUUCCAGGAUUAAGCUCAGGCACCUCUGAUCAAAAAAUUAUUUGAUAGUCAGUAUGAUCUUGAGAUCUUACCAAACUGCUCUCAGAGAGAAUACUGGGCUAAAUCAUUAAGUCUUACGGUUUCCAGACUCCAUGGGUCAAUUAAUUGAUGGUCUGAAAUCUAUAUCUAGCACUUGCCAUAUCAUUUUUUUUUAAAUGCAUUCAAGGGAUCACCAUGUUAUGUUCUUAAAAUUAUAUAUUCCUUAAAGAUCAUUUCAUUUAAAAUAAACUUAUGGUCUUUAACUACUCUAUUUAGAGGAAGUUUGGAUUUUGAAUCAUGCUUGUAUUUGAUGUUGCCUUUUAAUAUUUUGAUCUUAUAUAUGCCAUAUUUUCAGUGCACUAAACUAAAAAUCUUAAAUCUCCUUAAGGAAAUUAUAAAUAAGCCACUUUCAGAAAUAGUUAUUGAAAUAUACUGAAUUUAGUAUAGUAUGUGAUGCCAAGUAGCAUGAUUACAGUAGUUUGGAGAUGCCACAUAUCUUCAGAUGCAUUUACAUGAAAAAUCACAUAAAAACUUGCAUUUAAAUUGUUGAAUCAGGGCUUAAAGUUGUUUUUCUUUUAAUUCAAUGCAAAUAAAUAAAGAAGUAUUAAACUUUAAUUGUAUAUACACUCUGCAAUAUAUGUUAUUUAACGUACUGGUAUUUACUCGUGUUUUUGUUCACCAUAGAAAAAGGCAUUACGUUUAAUUCAGACUUAAUCAUAUUAAAGUAAGCCCACUGAAAUUUAUCAAAAUUAAGUUUGUAUCAAUAACAACAUGAAUUGCUUCCAGAAUUUUGUUCUAGACACAAUUCAUCUAGAUCCAUCCCAGUUUAAAAAAAAAAAAUAGUAAAGCAAAUGAAAAACUUAAUUUGUGUCUUCUGAAGGAAAAGGAGUUUGAAAAUUGUGCUUCACCAAUGUUAGAAGAUAAAUUCCAGAAUUUAAUGCCAUUGGUUUCACUGUUUCUAAUGAAUAUUUUAAUUUUACUUCUAUAUAAAUUUUACAGGUUUUCUAUUUUUUUGUAUCUUGCAUGUUGUAAUGGCAGCAUUUAAAUAAAUGUUAAAAACAUU
This is a messenger RNA of Thamnophis elegans (Western terrestrial garter snake), 6613 nucleotides long. It is a transcript of the gene PHLDB2, whose product is annotated as pleckstrin homology like domain family B member 2. Gene Ontology annotation, biological process: regulation of microtubule cytoskeleton organization. The transcript is spliced from 21 exons. Gene Ontology annotation, cellular component: basal cortex. Lineage: Eukaryota; Metazoa; Chordata; Lepidosauria; Squamata; Natricidae. The coding region runs from base 334 to 4095 and encodes 1253 amino acids. The record is from RefSeq and is a predicted model, not a curated record.